UGCCUGUCCGCGUCGGCUCCGCUGGCUCCUCGGCCGGAGGGGCGGGCCAAGAGAGCGCGAGCGCGCGCGAGGAAGGAGCUCAUGAACCCGGCCCUGAGGGCGCGAGCGCGCGUGGCCGGAGCAUGAACGGUUGUCGAGUGUGAGGCCUCGGGCCGGGACCCGGUUCCCCUCCCCAGUGGGGAACCGGGAGCAAGCGAUGGUGCGGGGCGGCCGGCGGGAUGGAAGCUACGACGCCGACGCUGCCGCCGAGACGCGGGUCGCCCGCCGCCUCCGUUCCCUCCUGCUGCUGCUACUGUUGCUGCUGCUGUCCCCGCCCGCGAGCUCCGAAAGCCAGAAGGGCCCGCUUCAAGCACCCAUUCCCGCCACCGGGCCCGGCCUCAGUGUUUAUAUGAGUCAAGAAGAGGUGCUGCGUCUUAUUGGUAUUGAUGCAGAACUUUAUUAUGUGAGGAAUGACCUGAUCAAUCACUUUGCUUUGUCAUUUAAUCUACAAGUACCAGUAGAGACAAACAGCCUUCAUUUCACUUGGCAUGCGAAGUCCAAGAUUGAAUAUAAACUGGGAUUUCAUGUAGAUAAUCUGUUGGCUAUGGAGAUGCCACAGGUAAAUAUUUCUGAACAAGGAGAAGUUCCUCGAACUUUGUCAGUAUUUCGGAUGGAACUGUCUUGUACUGGCAAAUUAGACUUUGAUGUUACAGUGCUAAUGCAACUGAACAUGACAGUAAAUACUUCCAAAAAUAUCACAGUCUUAAAUUUCAAACGGAGGAAAAUGUGUCAUAAAAAACUUGAUUUAGAAGUAAAGCCACCAAUAUCAGACAAAAAUAACACUAAAGCCAUUUUUGAUCCUGUAAAUGCAGCUCCCACCACGUCUACACGUGUGUUUUACAUCAGUGUAGGAGUUUGCUGUGCAGUCAUAUUCCUGGUAGCAAUAAUAUUAGCUGUUUUGCAUCUUCACAGUAUGAAAAGAAUAGAAUUAGAAGACAGCAUUAGUAACAGCAGUAGUUCUCAAGGUUUAUCCCAGCCUUCAACUCAAACUACACAGUAUCUGAGGGCUGACACACCUAACAAUGCUACACCAAUUACCAGUUCCUCAGGUUAUCCUACUCUACGGAUAGAGAAGAAUGACCUUAAAAGUGUAACUUUGAUGGAGGCAAAGGCUAAAGUGAAGGAUAUAGCAAUAUCCAGAGAGAGGAUAACACUAAAAGAUGUUCUUCAGGAAGGCACAUUUGGUCGAAUUUUCCAUGGUACUCUAAUAGAAGAGAAAGAUCCUAGUAAAGAAAAACAAAUGUUUGUCAAAACAGUAAAAGAUCAAGCUUCAGAAGUUCAAAUAACAAUGAUGUUGACAGAAAGCAGUAAACUCAGAGGUCUUCAUCACAGAAAUCUACUCCCAAUCACUCAUGUUUGUAUUGAGGAAGGAGAAAAACCAAUGGUGCUGUUGCCUUACAUGAACUGGGGGAAUCUCAAGCUGUUCUUGCGACAGUGCAAACUUGUAGAAGCUAAUAACCCUCAGGCAAUUUCUCAACAAGACCUUGUACAUAUGGCGAUUCAAAUUGCCUGUGGAAUGAGCUAUUUGUCCCGAAGAGAAGUUAUUCACAAAGACCUGGCUGCUAGAAACUGUGUCAUUGAUGAUGCACUUCAGGUAAAGAUUACAGAUAAUGCUCUAUCCAGAGACUUAUUUCCAAUGGAUUAUCAUUGCCUCGGAGACAAUGAAAACAGACCAGUGCGUUGGAUGGCUCUUGAAAGCUUGGUUAACAAUGAAUUUUCUGGUGCUAGUGAUGUGUGGUCUUUUGGAGUGACCUUAUGGGAAUUAAUGACUUUAGGACAAACACCAUAUGUAGAUAUUGAUCCCUUUGAGAUGGCUGCCUAUCUAAAGGAUGGAUACAGAAUAGCUCAACCAAUCAACUGCCCCGAUGAAUUAUUUGCUGUGAUGGCUUGUUGCUGGGCACUAGAUCCUGAGGAGAGACCUAAGUUCCAGCAGCUGGUGCAGUGUCUCACUGAAUUUCAUGCAGCAUUGGGAGCUUAUGUCUGACAAUCACUAUUCUACUUAAAAAGCAAUGCUGCAUUCACAGAGAAAACAUUUCCAUCUAUUUAUGCAAACUGUAACCUCCAUCUUAAAAUACCUGGAAGAAAAUUCUACUAAUUUUUGUGGAGUCUUCACAUAAUAUGAACAUCAGGGAAUCAACAUACUAAGCAGGAGCUUCAGUAAAGGAUCUUUUUCCAAAAUCACUGUGCCUUAAAAGUAACGAGGUGGGGAAAACCCACUCUGGGGAAGAUUGGGGAUUAUUCAAAAUGACACUUAUUUGGGGAAAAAAAACCUCUUCUGAUUUCCAAAAAGAAUUCAUGUAAUAUGGUUGACAAGAAUGUAAAGUUAAUUUUGGCACUGUUAAGGUGGGUGCAAACCUCAAGGAAAUAACUGAGAAAUAUGAGCUGUUUAAAAAAACAAAAUUCAAGUGGCAAAAGUCACCCACCCUUUUUUUCUCCCUUCCUUAUUCCCAAAAGUCUUUCGUGUGUUGCAGCAUCAAAAUAUUUAAAAUUACUUGACUGGUUUUGGUGUUCAGGUUUGUAGUUGGAAUUCUUUGUAUCAGUUGCUUUUCUUUUAAGACGAUAGCACAGUAUGGUUGGAAUCACAAGUGGCCUUUUCUUAUUUUUAAUCCCAUUCUUCAGUAGCAGUUCUUACUGGGAAAAAUGCUUUAAGGUGCAUUGUGCCCCUCCUAAGACAGCAAGAAAUUAUUUAAACAUUCUGGUUUAUUCAGUUAAAGUAAAACUAAGCCUCAAAUUAAAUGGUAAAAAUCUAACAUACUAUUCCAAGUGCUAAAAGUGUUGAAGCUGUCUUUUUAUUAGAAGCCUUUCAUCCUGGAUUAUAGAAUGCAAUUUUUCUUGUUAAAAUGGUACUGGUUUAUGUGUGUAGGGUUUUUUUAUGACCUGAAAAGGAAUAAAAUAUAUAUAUAUAUUUUAAGGACACAGUUGAUGAGUAGAAGAAAUUGUUAUUAUGAUUUAAUGAGAAACUUUAAAUCUGAUACUGUAGUGUUGCAUUAAAUGCAUUAGUCAACAUUUAAUUCAAAAUUUGGGGAAAAUGAAGCCAUUUUAUUAUUCGUUACAUACUGAAGUCCACUACCAACAAGUCAGAUUACUUCUCAGAUCUCAUAUUGAUUUUAGAGGAUGGUAAAAAUUGGUUUAAAAAUGUUGAACUUAUUUAUAUAGUUAGGUAACAGUUCUGCCAUUUUAUCUGAAAUGCUAUUCUCAGACAAUUCAGAUGUAACUGACAGAUAGUUUUCAGAGUUUAUAGAAAAAUCCCUGCUACCAUAGAAAUUAAAUGUAGUUUAAAUCAAGCUUUUUAAAACAUACGUCCAAAAGAUUUUCUCAUACACAUUGAAGAAACAAGUUUUGCCCAGCAUGGGUUGCUGUUCUCCUGCCAUUGCGCUAUAUACAAUAUGUGCAUGGUGUUUUACGUAUGUCAAUUUUUUUUUGCAGUUCUUAUCAGUGUCACAUGGGAUCAAUCACAAAACUAUAGUUGGGUAGGUCUGGGGAAUACAACAGCAAAAUGUUGGAAGAAGUAAAAAUAAAAGUGUUAAUUUUGACACAUUAUCUUUUGAUCCAGUAGAAAUCUUUUUCUUAGUUCUAGUUUGUGCAGAUAUAGGUAAGAUAUGUUAGGAUUUCUAUCUUUGAUAGAACAGAUGCAUUGUUCAAAUCCACAUAAAAUAUCAGCUUUUACCAAUGUGCUGUAGAUAUAUUGGAACUUCCAUUGGCCCCAGACAGAAUGAGUUGUCCAAACAGCUGGAGACAUCUGGCUAGGGAACAUAAAUAUAUAUUAAUAUGAUAUAGAAGACAGGAUACAAAGUCCAAGGUAUAACAAGGAAAGUUCAGCAUGAAAGUCCAUUUGGUUAUUUCAUGUAGUUUGCCAUUCGGACUUCAAUAAUGGAUGGAACAUUUGAAUUCUUCCUAGAAUGUUGGACAGCAAUUAUUAACAUUAAAACAAACCAAAAGUACAUGAACACAAAAGGGAAUAUGAAGCAAGUUGACCUGGUGUACAACAUACAAGUUACAUGUAUGUCCUUUGUCACAAAAAAAGAUUAUUUGGCACUGUUGUACCUAAUGUGCUAGCAACAAGGAUCCAGUUUUGGUAGGAGUAGUGUCUUUUAGAACCCGAUACCAAUCUGAAAGUGAGUAUUCAUUUAAAACUGCAUAUUUUUCUAAUGAUUUUAAUAGCAGUGGAGUUAGGCCAAAAUUAAGCACUUCUGAAGAUUUCCAUCCUAUAUGCUUAGCUCUAGCUUCAGGGAAGAAUGCUUCUUUCGAAUUCAUUAUGUACACAAAAAUUGCACAAUCAAUGGUCAGUGUUGCACACAAUGGUACACAGUGUUGCACACAAGGUUUAAAGAGAAAUUCAGUCUGUAGUAAGUAAACUCUCAGUUGAUUUAUGCCUUUGCUUUAAUACCUGGAGCAAAUUGGCUGGUACAAUCAACAUGACAGAAGCACUUAUUAGUUUUAAUAAAACAUCCAAAGAGACAGUGAAAGAAAAAUGUGUAACCUGAAGAGUGAGCAAAGAAGGAAAUGAAACAAGCUGAUGGAGACUAGUCUUCAGUCAGUAGUAAACAGUCAAAUGACCAAAAUAUUAAACUGGUGCUAUGCAAGAUGAUGUUAUAUAUAAUGAUGUAAGCUAUUGAAAAGAGGUUCCAAAACUGGAUCUACCCAUCUUUUUAAAGACAAGUACCUCUCAUAACAAAGUUGCUUACAUUUGGGAGCAUGCCCAAAGUAACUCUAUGGAAGCCAUGGGACAAUUUGGAUUGUUUUAUUUUUCAUAGUAGUAUGGACAAUUAAUUUGUUUCUCAGCUACAUUUUCUCAGCUCUCAGUUUUUCAUGAAUGAACUCUUAACUUACUAUUUUUAGGAGUAACAAAAGGAAAUUGCUUUCUUAGAAUAAUCAAAGAUGAUACUGGCAAUAAUGGCUUCAAGGUGUCAGAAUGAACAAGUUUACAAGAAAGCUUACCUCGGAAUAGGGAAUAAACAAUCCAAUUCCUCCUGGACAGACAGUUCAGGGUUUUGAGCCAGUAGAUAAUAACCUGCUUUUUCUAAAGACAUGUUAGGUCAAAUAAAAUCAUUGUUGUUUUUGCUACUUGCCUGAUGCAUCUAGGAAAUCUACAACCAGCCAAGACCUGAUAGCAAUAACUCUGUCCUGUUGUCACUUUUCAGUUUGCCAUUGAGUCUGGAGGGUCUAUGUUGCCAAUAAUGACAACCAGACAUUGAGAGAACAGGGCAUCCUGAAGAAUUUCUUAAAGCUCUGGAAUACCAUGUUUUAUGGGCAAGGCAUGCCAAUUCAGUGAACUCAAUCAGCAUUACAUCAUCUUGAGAUAAUAAACCCAUAUAUGAGGUCAUAACUGCAGUUUCUUUUUUAAUUUGUUUUUUAAUUUGCAGUUGCUUUUUUAAUUUCUGUAACAAAACCAAACAAAAAAUCUUUACACGGAAAAAUAGGUCAAGGAGAUUACAUUGCAACCUUCCUGAGCACGUAACAUUUUCCUAACUCCUGGAUUUAGCAGGAAUUGUCAUUGACUUGCUGCAUCAGUGAGAUCUAACCUGGAAAUCAUCCUUGAUUCUUGGUACUCAUAAAAUCCUAGCCUAAGUGCAGUGGUGGUGAUUAGCCUUCCAUGAUGACAGUGGAAGACUAGUGAUGGAGAUAGAACGGGAAUCAUUGUGGCUUCUAGGCCAUUGCAGUUUUUUUGUGCUCUAGUUCAGAAACCUAUUUCAGACUCAGAAAUA
This is a messenger RNA of Python bivittatus (Burmese python), 5744 nucleotides long. The record is from RefSeq and is a predicted model, not a curated record. Lineage: Eukaryota; Metazoa; Chordata; Lepidosauria; Squamata; Pythonidae.